AUGCGAGCGACGAUCAAGGAGCUGCGCGACGAACGCGCCGCGCUGUUGGCGCGCGAGGAGCGCGUGACGCACAUGGUGGACGUCGCCGAUCGAGAGUACCGCGCGGAGAGGAAACGGUUCGAGAGCGCGCUCGCGGAGACGCGAGACGAGGUGAAGGCGCUGCGAGCGAAAGCGGCGAGCGAGGCGAACGAACGCGAACGGGAUCGCGCGCGGCGCGGCGCGAUGGAGCGCGAGAGCGCGGACGCGCGCGAGGUCGAAGCGGCGCUGUCGAGACGGAGGGACGCGCUCGAACGCGAGGUGGAGGCGCUCAAGGAAACGAAUCGCGAGCUUCGUAAGGAAGCGGUGCGCGCGAAAACCACGGGGCAACGCGCGGAGUGGCUCGAAGGCGAGGCGGAGCAAACGCGCGCGAGAUUGAGCGCGAGCGAGGCGACGGUGAAGCAACUCAGGGCGGAUUUACAAUUUGAAAAGUCAAACGCGACAAAGUUUGAGAGCAAGCUCAUCGCCGUCGUCAAGGAAAAAGAAGCAUUGGAAAAGGCUCACCAGGCCAAGGACGCAAAGAUCGAGCAGCUGCAGAAUCGCGUGGACGAGCAGGUGAAGAAACUAGGCGCGGCGUCGAGCGAACUUCAAUCGCUCGCGGCAACGAAGCGCAAGGACGCCGACUUGAGCGCGCGCGAACACGAAUUAAAGGUGAGCUACGCCGCGCUGAAAGCGCGAGAGGCGUCGUGCGCGAGUCGUGAGAAGGCGUUGGCGUUGAAGAAGGAUGUCGGCGCGCGAACCGAGGCGUCGGCGGCACUGCCGUCGGCGUCGAUGACGCCGACUCUGGCGACUACGCCGGCGUCGACGUCCAAGCCGCCCAUCUCCAGAUUUGCCGAUAUCGCGCGACGAUACGUGUUCACGCCCGGUUUGAACCCGCGCGCGAACGACACACCGACGAAGACGACGCCACUGAGCGCAAAGUCCAAGCAGCUCUUCGCCGCGGUGGUGGACAAGGCGCAAAGCGCGGCCAAGGCGAGCGCGAGCAAGGCGGAGCGGGCCAAGACGGCGACCGCGGUCGGGAUGUUCAACGCGCUUCAAUCCGUGGUGGGGUUCAAGGACGGCACCGCGUCCACGUCUGAGCCGAAGAAGAUCGCCGCACCCGCGCUGACGCCGUCUAAGAAGACUUUAGAGACGCACUUUCCGUCGUCACCGACGAAACCGACGCCCGCGAACGAGAAACCGGCCGAGGAAAAGGCGUCGGAGAAGAAAUUUUCGUUGGAAGAAUCCGAGCGUCCAUCGACGCGUCGAUCCCGACGCGCGGCGCCGACCGCGACCGAGACGGAGGACGCGCCGAAACCGAAGAAGGCGCCGGCGAAGAAGAAGGCGAAGGCGGCGGAACCGGCGACGGAACCGGCGACGGAACCGACGACGCGAAAGCGCGGUCGAACCGCGAAGAAACCGUCGACGUCCGAACCCGAGCGCGAGGCCGAUGCGGACGACGAACCGGAGGUGAAGUGCGGACGCGGCCGUCCGCGCAAAACCGUCGCGGAGGACGACGUGAACGCGCCCAAGCCCGCCUCGCGACCGCGAGGUCGACCGAAGAAGUCCGAAGCGGCGUCGACGGCGAAAGCCGACCCGCUCAAGCACUUGCAAGAUUUCUUAAGUUCAGGCCCGAAGGAAGCGGCGCCGACGACGCGUCGAUCAACGCGAAGUCGCCGCGCGUGA
This is a messenger RNA of Ostreococcus lucimarinus CCE9901, 1701 nucleotides long. RefSeq lists its product with no specific name. The transcript has a single exon. Lineage: Eukaryota; Viridiplantae; Chlorophyta; Mamiellophyceae; Mamiellales; Bathycoccaceae. Gene Ontology annotation, molecular function: DNA binding. The record is from RefSeq and is a predicted model, not a curated record. The coding region runs from base 1 to 1701 and encodes 566 amino acids.